Molecule: messenger RNA, 1088 nt
Organism: Trichomycterus rosablanca
Lineage: Eukaryota; Metazoa; Chordata; Actinopteri; Siluriformes; Trichomycteridae
Gene: ptafr
Product: platelet-activating factor receptor
Exons: 1
Coding region: 1-1059 (352 amino acids)
Biological process (GO): G protein-coupled receptor signaling pathway; chemotaxis
Cellular component (GO): membrane
Molecular function (GO): G protein-coupled purinergic nucleotide receptor activity; platelet activating factor receptor activity
Source: RefSeq, a predicted model, not a curated record
AUGGAAAAGCAAAACUGCUCUGGAAAUAACUUGGACUCAGAAUUCCGCUACAUGCUCUUUCCCAUCUUCUAUAGCCUAGUUUUUGUAGUAGGAUUGGCAGCAAAUGUAUAUGUCCUCUUUGUUUUGCAUUUCAUGCGUGAAGCCAGGGCCAUGAAUGAGAUGCGCAUCUACAUGACCAACCUCACCAUAGCUGAUCUGCUCUUCAUCUGUGUGCUUCCACUGUGGAUUACUUAUUACAGUAAUCAUGGUGACUGGACCUACCCAGACUUUCUGUGCCGCAUCUCUGGCUCAUUGUUCUUUAUUAACACCUACUGUUCUGUACUUUUUCUUAUGGUUAUAAGCAUUAAUCGCUACUGGGCUGUCACUCAACCACUGGUAGCUGCCUCAUCUGAUUGCUGGAGGCGCGGCACAGUAAUCUCCAUUAUUGUCUGGGUUGUCACUCUGGGAGCAUCAGCUAACUGGCUUGCAAUGCCUGGCAAACAGGAAGUCAAUAUAUCAAAUGAAAUAAUUUCACGAUGCUUUGAAGGUUAUGAAAACAAUACAUAUAGCAAGCACAUUGCCAUGAUCCACUUCACUAUCAUUGGGUUGUUCUUCACAGUCUUUUCACUUGUUGUAUUUUUCAACAUGCUUAUUGCUCGCACUCUUCUAGCACAGCCCUUCAGCCAGCCACGUUCCAGCACAGGAAGGCGGCCACAUGGUACCAAACGCCGUGCCGUGCGGAUGCUGUGUGCGGUUGUAGGUGUGUUUGUGGUAUGUUUUGUUCCACAUCAUGUUGUGCAGGGGCCCUGGGUGCUAGCUGUGCUUAAUCUGACUAAUUGGAGUAAGGACGUCUGUCAGCAUUUGAAUGAUGCCCACCAGGUAACACUGCUCCUUAUGGGGUUAAACUGUGUUCUGGACCCCAUCGUUUAUUGUUUUGCCACCAGAAAGUUCCGCAAAUACAUUCAGGACACCCUACAGAGAGUGAAAGAGGGAAAAAACUGCUUCAUUAAAACCAACACUUCUAGGUGGUUUGUGAAAGCUAGAAGACAGAGUGAAGUGCUCAGUGUCUUUCAGGAAUAAAAAGAGAGAGUAGAAAAUUUUUUCAAGAA